UUGGAUAGAAUGUCAAGUAACUAUGACUUGUCUAUACUAAGUUGACUGUCAGGAAGUCAGGAAUUUCGUCAAACUUGUCUUUAUUUGACUCAUUCCGUUACAAAACGUGCGAUUCCGAAUGUUUAAGCUUCAAAAUUUACUGUGUUAAAUGCCGAGACAAAAUUAAAAGUUGAAAUAAUCGGUUAUUGGUCUGAUUGAAGAGAGCAACUUUGUAAAAGCAUUACAUAUAAUGUUGUCAGGAAUAAUAAUAAUAUAACAUUGGUGAUAAUUCUUUAAUGUUGAUAAAUAUCAAGGACUGGAAACUUGGAAACGCAAGGAUAUAAUCAAGCUAAGAGACAGAAAUGUUACAUCCAUGUCUUGCAAUCUUUGUGAUACUUGUGAGCUUUGAUAUCCGACAUGAGUGCGUUACGUUUGGAAAAUUAAGUGGACCGGGUCAGUACUUAAGUUUCAAAUACGUGCGCAGAAUCAAUGAUGAGGUUCAUAAAGGAUUAUCUCAUUCAAGGUUACAAAAAUCUACUCCACGAAAUUUACAAAACUCUAAUCCACGAUAUUUUCAAAUCUCUACAACUCCUCCUACUCCACGAAAUUUACAAAGUGUUACUACAAUGAAUCCUCGAAGAAACUUUCCUGCUCGAAAUAAUGGAAAUACACGAAAUUAUGGACAUGCACGAAAUGAUGGAAAUGCACGAAAUCAUGACAAUGCACGAAAUAAUGGAAAUGUACGAAAUCAUGACAAUGCACGAAAUCAUGGAAAUGCACAAAAUCAUGGAAAUGUACGAAAUCAUGGAAAUACUCGAAAUCAUGCAAAUGCUCGAAAUCAUGGAAAUGCACGAAAAAUGUUUGUGUUUCCAGCGAAUCCGACAUACACAAAAGAAGUAAAAUCAUAUUACAAAGACCUGAUUUACCCGCAGCAAACACAUCAGUCAAAACUGCUUGGUAUUUUUAUACGUCAGAAGAGUGCGUCAUUGCCUGGUAAACAAAAUGGAAGUUCAUCUACAGCAGAAUUAUUCGGAAGAAGAUUUUCGUCUCCUAUGUUAUUUGUAGGAAAAGACCCCUUUACGGCUAUAUCAAAUGGAGUACCUAUUUCCAAUCUUCCAGUAGACGAAUCUCCUCAAAAGACGAAUGAAACUGCUCCGACUAGGGAAGAGAUUGAACAAAUACUAGAAUCGUUUGGGCAGUUAGAUUUAUUACAUCAAUUUCCAAAGGUUACAAAACAUAUGUUUAACAUCACAACCAAAGGCCAGUUAGAUAUGAUUGGUAGUCUUGCAAGUCAUAAUAACUUGAAAAUUUUAAUUGAGCAACCUGCCAGUUUUGUCAUCGUUCUAAGAGCUGAAGGUACACCAAGUCAAAUAUUGACACUAGAGACCUUAAUGACAACCAGCUGGAUUUCGGAGGUUGCUGAAUCACCGGAGGUAAUGGAACAAGCGCUCAACGCAAGUAAAAAUCCUGUAAUUGCGGAAUUUAUACAGAAACUAUCCACAACCGAUUUAUUGGAAGAAUUCGUUGAUUAUCCUGUUGCUUUCAAAAUGAUUACCGAUACAGUGCUGACUGAUUUUCAAAAAGACGCUAUUGUUACUUUGGGAUUAGGUGAUAUGCUACAAGAUCUUAUUGAAUCACCACCAAUAUUUAAUCAAGUUUUAGAAUACGUUACAAAUGGAAAUCGGAUACAACUUAUCGUUGCUCUAUCACAUUCUGGCGAUAUUAAUCAUUUAGUUGCUAGUCCGCACUUAAUGACACUCAUUCUAACUAAUGCUGUACUGCAACCACAAAUAGACGUUCUCGUAACAUUAUCGAGAGUAGACUUGAUACAGGACCUUCUUCUUGUACCGGAAGUUUUAGAGCAAAUUUUACAAUACAGUAAUACUACUGCUAAUGGGAAGUUUAUUGAAACUUUAGCUCAAACUGGGCAACUAGACCGAGUGUUAACUGACCCAACGCUUUUGUCAGUUGUAUUGAAACCGUAACAAGCGUUUUCAGUGGGAAAAAAGAUUCAAACUAUUACUUUUCAUUAUUUAUGUUAAGAGGUGUGAUUGCGAUAUGCAUUACAAGGGUUUCACAUUUUACAGUCAAAUAAACACACCAUUUUGCCUGCGUAUUCUAUUUAUUGAUACACAAUUUUGUCUGUGUUUGUUUUUCAAUAUUACAUUUGAGUGAUUACAAUUCGCCUUUUCAGAAUAAAGAAAAAGGACUAUGGGUAGUCUUAUUGGUCGAACUCCAAAAUGAAAAAAAACUUUACUUCAUUGAUUAAAUUUCCAAUAUUUAGAUUGUUUUUACCAAUUACAACAUUUGGGUGUACGCUGUUGAAAAGAUUACCCAGAAUACAUUAGAUUCUGCAACUGCAAAUUGCUUUCUACGGUUUUUUCUUUCUUCGUUUCUCAUAUUGUUUUUUUUAAUUUACACAAAAAAUUGUUUGAACAAGAAAUUGUUUUGACGAUUGUUUUUAACAAACUUAGUACAUAGAAGUGGAAAGCCAGUUGAAAAAAAUUAACAAAUAACCAGACAAAACAUUAAAAUAUAUUACAUUUUUUUCCAAAUAUUUAAACAUCGAAAUAGAGAAUUAUAAUCUCACUAUAAUAAUAGUUGAAGAAAAGCUUUGUUUCGUUUUUUUUAUUGUGUUUUUGUUUUUGUUCCAUUUUGUUUCUUGUGUCUAUUUAUCAAAAUAUUUUGUUUUUAGUUUUA
Mytilus trossulus (common blue mussel) is the source of this 2679-nucleotide messenger RNA. RefSeq lists its product as uncharacterized. The transcript is spliced from 3 exons. Bases 342 to 1964 code for a protein of 540 amino acids. Lineage: Eukaryota; Metazoa; Mollusca; Bivalvia; Mytilida; Mytilidae. The record is from RefSeq and is a predicted model, not a curated record.